AACAAAAGUUACGUAAGGAAUCUUCUUUUUUACAUUGUUUUUGUUUUAUUUUAAGAUUUUAGAAAAGACUGGCGUCUUUCCAUUUUGAAAGUUUUUCGUGAUAUGAUCAAUAGCUUCUGAGAGAAUAACAAAGCUAAAACUGUGGUAAUAUUAAGUUCAUGUUAUUAUUCCUUAUUGCACCUGGUUAAAAGGAAGGCUUGCAUUUUUGAAGAGCCUUUUUUUGUCUUUAUAUAUUGCUAUAUUCUGUGGUUGUGAUUGUUGUUUCUCUGUUUAUAUCUUUCUCGUGCUGUAAUUUUUCUUUGUACUUUUUCUAACAUAUCUUCUAAUGUAAUGUGAAAACCCAAUUCGUUAUGCUGAUAUGGUAUAGAAAGCUACUAGAAAUACCUUUUGGUAUAGAAGAAAUAAGCUAUAUAACUAUUCAUCGUAGUAAAGGAAGUUAGUAUUAUUGUUGAAGAUAUGACAUUGUGAGACCACUCAGAUGAAUUCAUUUAAAGCAGGUAAUAAAUCGGUAACAAACGUAGUUUGCCAAACAAUGAAAAGUGCAAUAUUUUUUAUAGACUAAAGUCCAAAAUAUUUUAAAGGCCCUAGGCUGUCCCCAACUAUUUAUAACGCUCAUGAAGCUAUCCAGGAGGACCAGGAUUUCCUUCUGAUCACUAUCUGCUUCUGCAUUGUGUACUUUGUUAGUCCCUCAGAAUUGUAGGAGAAGACCCAUAGAUUCCACCAACUUAUCACCUUUCUGAAAUCUUUUUAGAGGAAAGUUGAUACCUAGCUACACAGAUAUGAGAGGUGGAUCCUCUUUAAAGUAAGAGGAGAAAAAAAAAGAAUGGAAUUUGAUAGGCUCAGGAAGGUUGAAGAACCUCUCCCUGGUGCUUACAUCCGUAGCCUGGUGAAACAACUAACCACCUCUAGAACGAAAGACUUCAUGAACCCAAAAGAGCAAAAUUGUGUUUCCCAUGGUCAAAAUUCAACAAAGCAUGGCAAAGUUGCAGGUGCUCGUCGGGCACAGCUUUCCACACAACCACAACAACUUAAAAAACAAGUUAGGAGGAGACUCCACACCAGUAAGCCUUAUCAAGAAAGGCUUUUGAAUAUGGCUGAGGCUCGGAGGGAGAUUGUCACCGCCUUGAAAUUUCACAGGGCAGCUAUGAAAGAAGCAAGUGAACAGAAGCAGCAACAGCAACAAGCCCAAGAACAACAGCAGCCAAGGCCAUCAGUAUCCCUCCAGCCACCCCAGUAUCCUAGUUUUGACCAAGAUGGAAAGUUUAAAUCUAGGAGAAACCCCAGAAUUUAUCCCGCAUGCACAGCCAAUUUUUCAAGUCACAUGGAUGAUUUUUCAUAUUCAGGCUUAUCCCAACCUUCACCGCUUCCAAUUUCUUACACCUGGCCUGCUGCUUCCCCAAUUACUCCACCACCCCUAGUGGCUGAAAACCCCAAUUUUGUACUUCCAAAUCAGACUUUGGGAUUGAAUCUCAAUCUUCAAGAUUUCAACUACUUAGAUGCUACCCUUCACCUCAGUAACUCAUCAUUAUCCUCUUACUCAUCUGCAACCUCGUCUUCUCCUCCACAGGAACUUCCUUCUGUUGGAACAUCACAGGGAGAAGGAGUUUCUUCAUUGGUGGAUUCUGUUGAAUCCAAUGCUGCAACCCGGGUUACUGGAGGCUUGCACACGGCCAUGGAUGAUGAGGGUAUGAAAGAGAUCAGAUCAUUAGGAGAGCAACAUCAAAUGGAAUGGAAUGAUACCAUGAAUUUGGUCAAAUCAGCUUGUUGGUUCAAGUUCUUGAAAAACAUGGAACAUAGGACACCUGAAGCCAAGGCUGAAGAUGAUGCACGCCAUAAUUUUGACCAACUUCUGGAGUUUCCAGAUUGGUUGAAUGCAAACGAGAGCUGCUUAGAGCAGUGCUCGGAGGGUUAUUUCCAAGAUUCUUCCUUGCCUUGCAUGGAUAUUGGAGAUAUUGAGAGUAUGGAUGACGAUUGGUUAGCGUGACAACUACAACGAUUGAUUGUUUUCGUUAAGUCAUUUCCUGCUGCUCCCAUUUUUAUAUUUCUUUGGUAAUUGGGGUAUGGGCUCUAUCAUUAUAGUCCCUCUCCCCAUUUCACUGCUUUAUUUUUGCAUGAUAAAUAAGGCUUGCAAAAAAUAUCAGUAGAGGCAGGCACCGUCUAUAUGAGUGAUGAACAUUUUUGCUCCCAUUGCUCCUAUUAUAAUGAUGUAUGUUGCGAUAUUGAACAAUAUCAAUACUUGUAAUACACUUUCUAUUGUUUAAUAUUCUAGUGAUAAAAAAAGGUAAAAAAGAAAA
Cajanus cajan (pigeon pea) is the source of this 2294-nucleotide messenger RNA. RefSeq names its product hydroxyproline-rich glycoprotein family protein. Lineage: Eukaryota; Viridiplantae; Streptophyta; Magnoliopsida; Fabales; Fabaceae. The record is from RefSeq and is a predicted model, not a curated record.